GUUAUACCCGAAAGGCUGUAAAGAAGUGGGUUGCUCGUAUAGGGAGACCCCCUAUUCCAGCAAAGUGGGAGGUAGUACUGACAGUGACCGAACUUGAAACUGCAUUCCAAGAUCCCCUUACGCCAUCCCGCUACGUCAUCAGAGACACUGUGAGACGGGGAAUAAAGAUGAAAGUCUGGGGCGUGGUAUUCAGUUGCAUGGCUUUGAGAGCAAAGCAUGCUGACAUUGUGGAAGUUCCAGACUCUCCUCUACCUGGCCGCUAAUCCGUCAAACAAAGGACCAAUUGGCGCGAGAGCCCAGGUACAAAACAAGACUGUAAGAGUCAUCACUCCCAACUCACUUCUGCUUGGCCGUGCUGGGCCUAGCGGGGACUCUCGAGGGGUUGUGCGCCUGACUUACCCCGUUCUGCGCCUAAGAGCGGUCUAGAUCGAGGUCGACAAGUUCUGGAAGCGGUGGAGCCAACUGGCAGGCCCAAGCCUCUUCGUUCGACAGAAGUGGCACACACUCGCUAGAAAUGUCACAGUGGGGGACUUAGUGUGGUUGGCUGACCAGAAUGCACUGAAAGGCCAGUUUAGGCUUGGUCGAGUUGCGGAAGCUCAUCCUGAUGUGAAAGGCGUAGUACGAGACGUGAAAGUGAGGACGUGCCAAAGUUGUCCAGUUUUCGGCGGACAGAGUAAGAAAGGCAAAGGGAUGGAGAACUGCCCCUUCACCAUCCAUCACAGAGGUGUCAGGAGGCUGGUGGUUCUGUUGCCAGUGGAGGAACAGAAAUAGAUUCCCCACCACAUGAUGGUUUCUGGAUCCAUCCAGAAAUCCCCAUCACGUGGUGUGUUUCGGCAAAGUAUCAAGAACCCCCCUCCACCACCCUCCACGAGUACAUCAGGAGGUUGGUGGUGUGUUUUGGUAAAGGAUGCCACUGUGUCAUCAAGGACAAUGUGUUCAUGGACAGUGAAACCUUUAUUUGUCAUGUGUAUCUGUUAUCCAUAUUGUGUAGAACUUUCUAGCAGGCAAAGCUAUUUAUCUUUCAUUCUAUUAUCUGUUCAUUGCUGUAAUUGGUAUCAAAGCACCGUUGCCUUUAAAGUGCCUUUAAGGUGCAUUGUCAAAGCCAUGUUUUGUUAUAUAUUAACCUUCGUAUGUGCCUUUGAAAAUCUAUCAUCAGAACCUGUACGACUUGUCGGUUUUACUAACUUACUAACUGUCUAACUAACUAACUGACUGCUGUCUAACUGCUGUUUAACUGUGUAUGUGGAAUAAACCUUCAGAAAGACAGUCGAGUUGUACCCGCCGUACUUGUUCUGGUUACCCUUUCCAGAAGGGAGUAUUGAGCUGAAAGGAUCAGCCAGCAGAAAUCUGGACAAAUACAACUUUGCAAUUUCAGUGUUUCUCCAUGGCUGCCCCUCCUCACAGCAGCUGCAUGUGGAUGCUGGUUCUGGGUGCGUGUUUGUCACUGGCGGGCGCCACAGACUGUGGGAAAGAGUGUGCCCUGUGUGUGUACCGUCUGCUGGGACAACAGUCUGGUUUCUCCCCGCUGACAUGCUCACUUGAGUGCGAUGGUGGGUUGGACAGCCAGAAGCUCCGUCUGUGCCGGGACUUCCUGUUGGUGGAGGAAAACAUCAUCCCUCUGGACGCUGACCCGCGUGAACAGCAGGAACAGGACACAGCAGACAUCAUGAUCUCUGACAGCGAGGACGCAACAUCACCAGAACACCUGCUGGCCAAGAAGUACGGCGGCUUCAUGAAGCGCUAUGGCGGUUUCAUGGCUCGCCGUUCCUCCUCGCCAGAGGGGACGCUAGAGGAUACUGGCACCCAGGAUGAGGAGGAGAGUGUUCGCCUGGAGAUCCUAAAGCUCCUGAACGCAGCAGCAGAGCAUGGCGCCAAGGCGGAUGGUCAGGGAGGCGAGGCGGUGAAGAGGUAUGGAGGGUUCAUGCGUCGAGCUGAAAGUGGGGUCGCACAGAGCGACCUGCUGGAGGCGGUGUUAGGCCGUGGGCUCAAGAAGCGCUACGGAGGGUUCAUGAGGCGCGUGGGCAGGCCUGAGUGGCUGGUGGACAGCAGCAAGAGUGGGAGCGUGUUAAAACGGGCUUGGGAGAACGGCAGUGAGCUACAGAAGAGGUACGGGGGCUUCAUGGACUAGGAUGCCACAGUUCUGACCCUUCAAUCCCUCCAUUCCUCCAACCAAUCACCGUGUAGUCUGGACUUGGUGUCUGAAUCAGCUGCCCACUCCCUCUGCUAAUUACAUUGCAUCAUCUGGCUUUGUAUAACGUGCUGCUGCUGCUGCCUCCUUCAUUGGAUCAGUUGGUCCUGUAUUUAAAAAAAAAAAAAAAAGUUAAACAGAAACUGUACACAAAUCAUUUUUGGUUUUUGGGUUUGUUGAUAUUAUUUAUUAAAAGAAUCUGUUGAUUGAGGUGUA
This is a messenger RNA of Solea solea (common sole), 2404 nucleotides long. RefSeq names its product proenkephalin-A-like. Gene Ontology annotation, cellular component: neuronal cell body; dendrite; plasma membrane. Gene Ontology annotation, biological process: neuropeptide signaling pathway; sensory perception; chemical synaptic transmission. The record is from RefSeq and is a predicted model, not a curated record. The transcript is spliced from 4 exons. Lineage: Eukaryota; Metazoa; Chordata; Actinopteri; Pleuronectiformes; Soleidae. Gene Ontology annotation, molecular function: opioid receptor binding. The coding region runs from base 1385 to 2128 and encodes 247 amino acids.